CCUGCAACGUCCAGUAUAAACCCAACAAUACCAUUGAAAAAAGAUCAUGGGGUUACAAGGCGUGCUGAAGCGAGCGGAACUCCCCUUUGUUUCCCGAUGGAUUAACGACGAUAUUCGCCCCAUCGAGUCUCAGCGACGGACUUGGGGGUACUUGAUGUUUCACAACUUUUGGCUGCUGGUCAACUGCAACAUCACGACCUAUCUGACUGGCAGUGCCCUCAUUCCCCUGGGUCUGACAUGGUGGCAAGCUAUUAUAUGUAUAAUCCUUGGCAACGUCAUUGCAACUGCGGUUGUCAUCGUCAACUCCCUCCCAGGGAGCUCUUAUCACAUUGGCUUUCCAGUGUUCAGUCGUGCGGUAUGGGGCAUGUGGGGGUCGCAGUUUGUCAUUUGGAACCGCAUCUUUCUAUCACUAGGUACAUUGCUGUACGGCUUCACAGCUUGGGUCGGAGGAGAAUGCGUCUAUGUCAUCCUCCUUUCCUGGGACCCUAGACUCGAGUCGCAUGUCCCCAACAGUAUGCCUGCAGACACUGGCAUGACCACGGCUCAAUUCGUGUCCUACAUCAUUUUCAGCGUCAUUUCCCUCCCGGUCAUCUGGAUUCGUCCGCAUCGUCUCGAGAAGUUCUUCCGCUUCGCCUGCUCCGUCACCUUCGUCUUCUUCCUCGUCCUCCUCAUCUGGGCCCUCGCAACCAUGGGACCCUCGGGUUUUGGCGACACCAUAACAUCGGGUUCCGCUCUUCCCAAUACGGGCGGACCGGAUAGUGUGGCUUGGUUAAUGGUCUAUGGAAUCGUGUCAACGAUUGGGUCCAUCGCCGCUGGCAUUCUCAAUCAGAGUGACUACUCUCGGUUCGCGACGCAGCCGAAGCACGCGAUUGUGGGCCAGGCCAUCUCGUUCCCUUUCUAUGGAAUCUUCAGUUCUCUGAUCGGCAUCCUCGUCACAGCCGCCACCCAACACCGCUUCGGGGGUGAGGCGAUUUGGAACCCGCCAGCUCUGUUUGCCCAGCUUCUAGCCCAAGAUGAGACGGCACGAACGAGGGCGGCUUGCUUCUUUGCGGGGCUGUGCUUGGUGAUCUCACAGAUCGGCGUCAACGUACCCGGUAACGCCCUCGCCGGCGGUUUUGAUUUGGCUGCCACGUUCCCGAAAUAUCUCAAUAUCCGCCGAGGAGCAUACAUGACGGCUAUUUUCAGCGUGGUUGUCAAUCCAUGGCGACUGGUCAACACAGCGACAACGUUUCUGACUGUGCUCUCAAGCUACAGUGUCUUCCUUGCCCCGAUGACGGGCUUGAUGAUCUCUAGCUACCUGUUCGUCAACAAGAAAAAGAUCAACGUUGAUGAUUUAUAUCGCGGUGAUUCUACCAGCGUUUACUGGUUUUCUUCCGGGUUCAAUUGGCGAGCCCUCGCAGCAUGGCUGAUAGGCGUUGUUCCAUGUAUGCCUGGUUUCAUCGCUGCGGUUGACAUGUCGGUGACUGUGAGUGAGGGCGCAACUGAACUGUAUUACAUGUCAUACUUAUAUGGCCUUUUGUCGAGUGGUCUGGUGUAUGCUCUGCUGCACAAAGUCUUCCCCGCGAGGGCUUUGGAUGCUUUUGUCAGAGACGCGCCCUCUCCGCGAGAGCUCCAGGAGAUGCAGAAGGGGAAAUGGGAUGUCACGCUAGCUGAGACUCCUGACAUUCUUGAGGUGCUGCCUGGGAAAGGAGGAAAGGCUCAUAAUACUGCAGAUGUCUCGCCUCCCAAGGCAGAUGUGUGAUGCUUCUUUACAAACAUGAAGAACAAUUCCUUU
Messenger RNA from Colletotrichum destructivum, 1774 nucleotides. RefSeq names its product Putative purine-cytosine permease. The coding region runs from base 47 to 1741 and encodes 564 amino acids. The transcript has 7 exons. Gene Ontology annotation, biological process: nucleobase transport; transmembrane transport. Gene Ontology annotation, molecular function: nucleobase transmembrane transporter activity. Gene Ontology annotation, cellular component: plasma membrane. Lineage: Eukaryota; Fungi; Ascomycota; Sordariomycetes; Glomerellales; Glomerellaceae. The record is from RefSeq and is a predicted model, not a curated record.